GCUGCACUGGCGUUCGUCUGAUCCGAACUCGAAAGGAUGCUGGCCGGCGAUAGCGAGACGGUGCUGUACAAGCGCGAGUCCAUCGGGCGCAAGGCCGUCGGCGUCUGCGCGCUCAUCGCGAGUGCGGCCACCGUGCCCUUCAAGGACGCGAUCGCAGGCAAAGUCGCAGGUGGCGUCGCGUGCAUGGUGCUCUACUUCUCCAUCAUGGACAUGUCGUACAGCUACAACGUCAAGCGCUUCACGGGCGUCGCCGGCGCCUUGACGCUCUUCAUUGCCGGCGCGUGGCUCGCCUUGAGCCCCGUCUUGCCCGAGUGCUCGGCGUCGACGUGCGCGGCUGCGUACGUUGCGAUUGUCUUUCUCUUCCUCGCCGCCGUCGUGCAGGCCACGUCGCUUCGGUUUGUGAGCCCGAGGGCGCCGUCCGUCUCCAGCGAAGACAUCUUUACGCGCAAGCGAGCUGAGGAGGUUCUCCAGUUCCAGCUGCGCCUCGAUGUCGUGUUUGCAGGCCUCUUCACGGUCGCCGCCAUCGUCAUGUCGUCUGUGGCGCCCAAUGCCACCUCGUUCGUCGUCGCAGCCUUUCUGCAGGCGCUCCAGACAGCAGGGACAUACGUCAUCCUGCAGAGCGUGCGCCGAACCGACACGCGUAUCGAGGCCACCUACAUCGAGUCCGUUUAGAGGACUCUUCUGUACUUUGUGUAAUCAAACGUGUCUUGUCAG
Messenger RNA from Saprolegnia parasitica CBS 223.65, 714 nucleotides. RefSeq lists its product as hypothetical. The record is from RefSeq and is a predicted model, not a curated record. NCBI's taxonomy places the organism in Eukaryota, Oomycota, Saprolegniomycetes, Saprolegniales, Saprolegniaceae. The transcript has a single exon. Bases 37 to 672 code for a protein of 211 amino acids.